Labrus bergylta (ballan wrasse) is the source of this 3644-nucleotide messenger RNA. RefSeq lists its product as uncharacterized. The record is from RefSeq and is a predicted model, not a curated record. Lineage: Eukaryota; Metazoa; Chordata; Actinopteri; Labriformes; Labridae.
UGACAUCUAAAUAGAAGUACAUCUGUUUUACAAAUGCUCUUUGUUUCUCUUAAGUGCAUAAUGUUCUCUGUUCAGUCAAGAGCAGUGCACAUAGACCCUCUGCUGGUUGUCUUUAGUAUUACACAGCAAAGGACUACAGCAAAAAUAGUAAGAAGCUAUAAAAACAGCAGUGAGCCUGCUGACACCUUCAACAGAAUACGAUAAAAAAUAUAUAUAUAAGAAGCAAUUAUAUAUUUAAUUAAAGACUACAAAAGGUGCAAUGGAGGAGCUGUGCAGUUAUGAAGGUAUGUGUAUUAUGUACAGAGAAAAUAUUGUAAAUGUCUUCACAGUGUGCAGUGUAAACAGAAAAUACAGUCCAGUGUGUGUUAAUGAAAUGCAAAAAGUCAGUGUCAGCCUUUCCAUUACUGCACACGUCUCUGAACAAGGGUUGUUCAUUAGAGUCAAAACUCUUACUUAUGGCACUACCUAUUCUUAUGAUAAUUAGUUAGUGGAAAUUUUAAUUUUAGAGAUGUGAGAGUUAUCAUCUUGACCCCCUUUCAUUCGUUAUUUUCUGCUCAUGUGAUGCAUAUCCUGAUUCCAGGUUGCAUUAUUUCGACUUCAUGUGAUAAACUUAAUAUGGACGACAAAAGACAGUCCAGAAUAACUGCAGAAAAAAAAAAAAAUGAUCCAGUUCCACUUCCAAUCAGGACACUGCAUGGUCUUUUGAGAUUGAAGAUGAAACACAUACACUCUGGCCUGUGCAGUCACUAGAUCAAAACCCUGCUGCUCACCUACAGAAAUAAUGGAGCCACUUCUUCAGCGUUCUCCAGCACCGUCAUCAAAACACCAAAUGAGGGAACAUCUUUAAGAAGAAUGUCUUUCAUGCCAUGAGUGGAGUUCAGAGCACUUUUAAUCAAACAGCACUGAAGGUUCUUCGGAGGCUCAUGGCAGCAAGACAAUUAUUUAGGGUGGUUUUUGCUUGUUUUCCUGUAAAUUGUCCCCCCCCCUCUGUAAAUGUGUGGUCUGUUUCUCCACACAUAUUCCUCACUGUCUGCUACUCAGCUGUUUCUUGAUGGAUAAAUUACGACCUUAUUAUGAUCUGGCCUCAGUGACUUUAAUAGCAGUCAUAACUCAUUACUGCCUGCAGGGAAAUGCUAUUUUUGUUUGGACAGGUAGGUGAAAGCUGGAGCUCAGCAACUGUUCAAGGAUCAGUAGGGGCUGAUGCUUUCUGACAUGAGGGCUUAACUCUGCUUUUAAGAGGGAUUACUUUGCCAUUCACUAUUUAAACAUCAGUAAUGACUAUUUCCUGUUCAUUGGCUUGUGCCUCGCUAUCGUUAUAACUACUAGAAAUAAACUUGCUCUACAGGUAAAAUUAAUACAAAUCGCUUUUCUUAAUUCAUCACCACUUGAUUCUGUUGGGUUUGGGUUGUUUAAAAAUAAAAUCUAAUUUAGAAUGUAUGCCUUUUUUCUAUGGAUUAUGCAUCAAUGAAUCAAUUUUUUUUCUUGCGUGGAGAGCUGGAGCUGAUUCCAGCUGUCAUUGGGUGAGAGGCAGGGUACAGCCUGGACAGGUUGCCAGUCAAUCACAGGAGACAAACACGUAGAUACAAACAACCAUUCACACUCACACUGAGGGGCAAUUUACAAUGACCCAAUUCACCUAAAGACUGUGGGAGUUCCCAGAGUACCCAAGAUGCAAACUCAACAACCGGCAGAGGAUUCUUCAGUUUGAAAUAUGAAGCUUGUGACCUUCUUUUUUUCCUCUUUGUAUUUUGCUCUGUCCACAGGUUUCAAAUGUAUGUUUGCACACCAAUUAAGCACAAUGCGUGGCUUGAAAACUGCAUUGUUCAUGUCAAACAGUAUCAAUUACUUGUGGACACGUCACAUAUUUGACAUGGUGAGAGAGAGAAACUUGAUCAUCUAGUUCACUGUGUGUCUGUGUUUAAUGAUGAUGCCACAUCCUGGUUUCACAAGGAGGAGGAUGAGGGCCGACAAGUUUUCUUUGCAUAUCCAAACAUCUGCUCCCACAAGGCAGGGUUGAAGGAAUUAUCAGGGAGCGUGUUCACAGAUGAUUUGACACAGAAGCUCGGCUGGAUCUACAAUAUCUUGUUGACAGGAAAAUAGUGGAAGUAAAUUUCAAAGACCUACUGUAACAAAAAGUCCUCUGAUCUACAGCAGAUAUGAGAUACCAAGUGUGCGCAGUUUUUCAACUUGUUGCUGUUGUUGCUGCCGUCCUCUUAUUCGUAUGGGGUGUAAGCAUUACAUUUGAUCUACAGAGUGAUGCACUGCUAUCUCUUGGGUUUUAUGACAGUAAUCCAAACAAAGCAGAAUCAAUAGAGGCGGCAAAAAAGUGCAGCCUAUCGCAAGUUUGUCCCCCUGAGUCUUUUCCUUUCCAUAUCUGGAGUGGAGCAGCGAAGGUUGUCGGGCCAAAGAUCUGCUUUAAUGGUAAAAUCAUUAUGAGUAAUGUGUUGAAUAAUGUUGGCCCUGGAAUCAACAUUGUGGAGAUAAAUGGGGAAAGAGGAGCUGUGGAAAAAUUUUACUUUCUUAAUAUGGAAUCUGGAGACAAAGAUCAAAUAUUGAGUUACCUGAGGGAAAUAAAACCUGGAAGUAUCAUUUUGGCGGCCUCUUACGUAGAUGUGACUCAAAGAAUGACGGACGAAAUGAGAGAAAUAUUUGAGGGGAUGGGAAGCUCUAUGAUCAAAACUCUAAACUCCCAUGACAGUUGGGUGUUUGCUGGAAAGGUGGGGAUGAAAGAAAAAAGCCUCUUUGAGAAACUGGUUGUUAGCGAUCCAAAAACUAACAUUUAUGGUGAAUGGCCACGGGUGGCCGAGCUGGGCGGCUGCUUCCCAGCGAUUGAUGAAGACAAUAUAAAUGCUCCUGAGACAAAAGGGAAAAUUUGAUGGCAGUUUACUUCACGUCUAGAAAAACAAUACCCCCCAAACAAACUCUCUCGUAUACACAGCUCUGUUUACAACCAGCAAAGCAGUUCGGAUAUAGUUGCUUUGUUUUACCAAUGUGCGAACAAAUUGUUCCCAAUUCAUUUUUAAAUGAGACGUUGGCAGCUUUCUGGGUUUUUAUUUACUGAUUUCUAUGUAAAGCACUAAACAUACUUUUCUGAAAAAAUAAAAUAAAAUCAGAGCAUGUGAUGAUUCUACAUGCGCCUUGCUAUUCUCCAGUUUCCUGUAAGCUAACUCAAGGCUAGAGUUAGCUUAGAAAUAGAUUCAGUAAUCCUUUGAUUUGACAUAUUACGUUCCCCAUUAAACUAGGGUUAUUGAUCGAAUCAUAUCUGUCAUGGGCAUUGCCUGCUUACUAAUGAAAACUACGAACUAGUUAAUAAAGAAAACAACUGUCUUUAAUGGGUCAAGCUAAACCCUGAAAACGUUCUGGCUGGUUAUGUGUGUGUGUGUGUGUGUGUGUGUGUGUGUGUGUGUGUGUGUGUGUGUGUGUGUGUGUGUGUGUGUGUGUGUGUGUGUGAUUGGGUAUGUUAAAGGGCUAACUUGACAACUUUCCACCAUUAACCAUUGAUAACAAACUCAACUCAACUCACAUUUUGUCAAAUCAGAUUGUAGUUUUAAUGUGUAAUGAGUCUAAGUGUACAUUUCGUACUGAUUGUAAAGUCACCUGAUGCAAGUUUGUCAUUUGUGUGUCUGGGCCUUAUUAAAAAACUG